Molecule: messenger RNA, 313 nt
Organism: Neurospora hispaniola
Lineage: Eukaryota; Fungi; Ascomycota; Sordariomycetes; Sordariales; Sordariaceae
Exons: 1
Coding region: 31-273 (80 amino acids)
Source: RefSeq, a predicted model, not a curated record
CACUAGUGCAUUCGCUGGAUACGAGAUCUUAUGGUUCGGUGUUGGUGGUGUGGAUGCGUAGUGGAAAAACUUUGUCCAGCGAUAUUCCUUGUUGGCGUUGUCGGUGGUCCUUGGGACCGAAGACCCGGACCCGCCGGCUGUUUAGAGUUAUCAGAUCCGUUCGUUUUUGGGACCCACGUACCGGGGGAAAGCUCGCUUACAUUAUCUUUUCUGGAUCGGGGGUCCGGAUGGAUGUGUCAUAGCUUGCACUCGUCGGACAGGACACUACACUAGAACUUUUGGAAGUUUGAUGGUGACUUGAUUGGCAUUUUUG